Molecule: messenger RNA, 891 nt
Organism: Panicum virgatum (switchgrass)
Lineage: Eukaryota; Viridiplantae; Streptophyta; Magnoliopsida; Poales; Poaceae
Product: shikimate kinase 2, chloroplastic-like
Exons: 7
Coding region: 36-695 (219 amino acids)
Cellular component (GO): chloroplast
Molecular function (GO): shikimate kinase activity
Source: RefSeq, a predicted model, not a curated record
UUCCACUGUAACUGCAGAGGAAAUCCGAAGAAGUUAUGUUCCAAUUGAAUGGGCGGUGCAUUUACCUAGUGGGAAUGAUGGGCUCUGGAAAGAGCACGGUGGGAAAGAUAUUGGCUGAAGUUCUGGGCUAUUCAUUCUUUGACAGUGAUAAGUUGGUAGAACAAGCAGUUGGCAUGCCUUCCGUUGCUCAAAUAUUUAAGGUUCAUAGUGAAGCGUUUUUCAGAGAGAAUGAGAGUAAUGUCUUGAGGGAUUUGUCCUCAAUGCAGCGAUUAGUUGUUGCAACUGGAGGUGGUGCUGUUAUUAGGCCAAUCAACUGGAAUUACAUGAAGAAAGGUCUAUCUGUUUGGUUGGAUGUACCUGUGGACGCACUUGCAAAACGUAUUGCUCAAGUGGGGACUGCUUCUCGUCCUCUCCUAGACCAACCAUCUGACGAUCCAUACACAGCGGCUUUCACGAAACUGAGCAUGCUUGCGGAGCAAAGAGGUGAGGCUUAUGCGAACGCCGAUGCAAGAGUGUCUCUUGAAGAGAUCGCAGCUAAGCAGGGCCACGGUGAUGUUUCUAAGCUGACACCGACUGAUAUCGCCAUCGAGGCGCUACUCCAGGUUGGAAACUUUGUCAAUGAACAUCCCACAAUCCAUAGCCAAGUGGGCGACUUGCAAGUUGAUUCACAUAGCCGUAGGGUCCAAACCUUGUAGAAUUUCGACCAUGUGUAGCAAUAGAAUACAGCCACUCUAAAGUAUUUGUUUGUUCUUCAUUCUGAAAUCUGGAAAGGGAUCAUAGAAUGAAAGAUACCCUACCUGCAAAAGGGUGGACUAUACAACAACUGAUGGAUGGAGCUAAUGAGAGAAGCUCCACGGAUGAAAGAGGUUUUUACAUGCUGGUUUUCGGCAA